This is a messenger RNA of Gracilinanus agilis (Agile Gracile Mouse Opossum), 1191 nucleotides long. RefSeq names its product ceramide synthase 6 (gene CERS6). Gene Ontology annotation, molecular function: sphingosine N-acyltransferase activity; DNA binding. Bases 1 to 1191 code for a protein of 396 amino acids. Gene Ontology annotation, cellular component: membrane. The record is from RefSeq and is a predicted model, not a curated record. NCBI's taxonomy places the organism in Eukaryota, Metazoa, Chordata, Mammalia, Didelphimorphia, Didelphidae. Gene Ontology annotation, biological process: ceramide biosynthetic process. The transcript has 11 exons.
AUGGCAGGGAUCUUAGCCUGGUUCUGGAACGAAAGGUUCUGGCUCCCCCACAAUGUCACCUGGGCAGAUCUGAAGAACACAGAAGAAGCCACCUUUCCCCAGGCUGAAGAUCUCUAUCUCGCCUUCCCCUUGGCCUUCUUCAUCUUCAUGGUCAGGCUGGUCUUUGAAAGAUUCAUAGCUAAACCAUGUGCCUUAGGGCUUAACAUCCAGGCCAAUGGACCACAGAAAGCCCAGCCUAAUGCCAUUCUCGAAAAGGUCUUCACUGCAAUUACCAAGCAUCCAGAUGAAAAGAGACUGGAAGGCCUUUCUAAGCAGUUAGAUUGGGAUGUUCGCAGUAUUCAGCGCUGGUUUCGACAGAGACGCAACCAGGAGAAGCCCAGCACUCUUACUAGGUUCUGUGAGAGCAUGUGGAGAUUUACAUUUUACCUUUAUGUGUUUACCUAUGGAGUCCGGUUCCUAAAGAAGACACCCUGGCUGUGGAACACAAGGCAGUGCUGGUACAAUUAUCCAUAUCAGCCACUGACACCUGAUCUUCAUUACUACUAUAUUCUGGAAUUGUCCUUCUAUUGGUCUUUAAUGUUUUCUCAGUUCACUGACAUCAAAAGAAAGGACUUUGUGAUUAUGUUCCUGCAUCAUCUUGCAACCAUCUCCCUGAUUACCUUUUCAUAUGUCAACAAUAUGGCCCGAGUGGGGACCCUGGUCAUGUGUCUCCAUGAUGCAGCUGAUGGCUUGCUGGAGGCUGCCAAAAUGGCCAAUUAUGCCAAGUUGCAAAAACUGUGUGAUCUCAUGUUUGUCAUGUUUGCGAUAGUUUUCAUCACCACAAGACUUGGUAUAUUUCCUCUCUGGGUCUUAAACACAACAUUGUUUGAAAGCUGGGAAAUUGUUGGACCCUACCCAUCCUGGUGGGUUUUUAACUUGUUGCUGUUGCUAAUUCAAGUCCUGAAUUGCUUCUGGUCUUACUUGAUCAUAAAGAUAGCUUGCAAAGCUAUUUCCAAGGGCAAGGCUGGGAAAUGGAAUCCUUUGCAUGUGUCCAAGGAUGACCGAAGUGAUAUUGAAUCCAGCUCAGAUGAGGAAGAUUCAGUACUUCCCGCAAAGAACCCACACAACGCUACCACCAACACCAACGGGACCAGCGGCACCAGUGGCACAAACGGGUACCUCACAGGUGGUCCGUGUGCAGAGGAACACUAA